AGCCGGAAAUUCGAUGGAGUUACUUCCGUUGCAAUAUUCAUCUGUCUCUUUAUGAGGUCAAAUUGACUGUAGCUGGAAUGUCCUGUAUAAUUUAUUCUUUGCAAAACAAUUUAAAUACUAGUGUGCAUGUGUGUUGUAAAAAACUGAGCUAAUGACUUCUAAAACAUAUUUGGUAAACUAAACCUAUGCAAAGUUUAUUGCUUACUACAUUCAUCCGACCAACGCCUUGAUAUUACCGGUUUUGAAGAUUAAUUUAGCAGUGUAGCAGCUUGGUGUGUGAUCCUAAUGAAAUGGGGAAACUGUUAUCCAAGAUAUUUGGUAAUAAGGAGAUGAGAAUAUUGAUGUUGGGCUUAGAUGCUGCAGGGAAAACAACUAUCUUGUACAAGUUGAAAUUAGGACAAUCAGUUACAACUAUACCAACAGUAGGUUUUAAUGUAGAGACUGUUACUUACAAAAAUGUCAAAUUCAAUGUGUGGGAUGUUGGAGGACAAGAUAAAAUCCGCCCACUAUGGAGGCAUUAUUAUACUGGUACACAAGGUUUAAUAUUUGUUGUUGACUGUGCUGACAGAGACAGAAUAGAUGAAGCCAGACAAGAACUACACAGGAUAAUCAAUGAUAGAGAAAUGAGAGAUGCCAUUAUUUUAGUAUUUGCUAAUAAACAAGAUUUGCCUGAUGCAAUGAAGCCAUAUGAAAUUCAGGAAAAGCUUGGUCUUACUCGUAUUCGAGAUCGCAACUGGUAUGUUCAGCCUUCCUGCGCUACAACAGGUGAUGGACUGUAUGAAGGACUUACAUGGCUAACCUCUAAUCAUAAAUCUUGAGGAUUAUGAACUUAAUUUUUAAAGACCUUUCUAUUCACUAUGUGAAUCAGUUUUUCUUUUUAAUUGGUACCAGUUCUAUACUUACAGCUUCGGAAGCAUUGAUUCAUCUGGUUAGUUCAGAGAAGGAAAUGAAGCAAUGUCUUAUUCACCUGAUUUCAUGUGUUGCAAAACUUGUGCAGUGUAUGGUUAAUGAUGAUAAUACUUUUACCGAGUUGUACAAAGUCCAGCAACACAUAUGUUCCCAUAUAGGCUUUCUACUGACUUUUCUGUACAUAUGAACUGUAUAACAUUAAAUAUUGUGAUAUGUUGUACCAACCUUUUUCUGUGUUAUGGUUUUAUGUAUAUGUGCAAUGAUUCAUGAUUUUCAUUCAAGUUCAUUUGUCUGAUGAUGCUAUUUCCUGGUUUUUGCCACCUGGUGCAUUUAUUUUUUGGAUUAUGGUGGUUGAAAUGGGCAUCAUGUUAUUUAUCAGAUUUUUCCUUUUUGUGUUUUAUAGUGCAAAUCUAGUUUUACAUUCUUAUAUUUCUUCCAGAUUUUAUUGAAGUUUUAAUUAUAAAUUUUGUAUUUUAUGGUUUCAUGAAUAUAUUUCCAUGCAUCUACAAAAAUUUCUGUAUUUCAUUAUUGUAUGUCAUUUAUUUCAUAAAUCUACUUUAGAAUAUAGCUAAAAUUAUGAAUAUUUUUUACAUUAUAGAAUGAAAUCAAUAAAUUUUUACAUAGUUUUUCCUGUGUAAAUUAUAUUUGUAAAAAAUGACAAAUCUUGGAUUAUUAGUUUGCGCCACUUCUUUCCCUGCAUUCAGCAUUCUAAAAAUUAAGAAAUCAUCUUUAAUUGUAAAUAUUUUAUUGCUCUGCCCCUUUUUUUUUUUUUUUUUUUUUUUUUUUCCCUGGUAAUGCCGUGAAUAAUAAAUUUAAUAUAAAUAGUGCAAGUCCAUCAGUGACUUAAAUUGUAGAGUUUAAGGGCAUAUGUCAACAGACACAUAAUCAAGGUUAUUAUUCUAAUCCUUAAGUGGAAAAUACCUAGUUGCUGGCUUCAGUAAGAACAACCUAGCUAUUCAAAGCAAAAUGCCCUGGUUCAGUUUUCAGUAAGACUCCGGGCCUUUUUUGAUUUUUGCCUAGUUAAAAUUCAUUUUUAAAAUUAUGCAAUUUUAAUGUGAGAAAAUUAGUUAUAUUUGAAUCAAAUAGCUGUGAUUCAUUUUUUAUACAGGUAUUCUCCUGAAGCCAGAAUUUUAUCAUCAGUGGGCCUUUACUGUGAUAAAAUUAUAACCUAAAUUCUGUGAGAUCUUGAUCCAAAAAAGAAAUGUUUGAAUCGUUAGUGAGUUUAAAAAAAGAAAUAUGUGUGGAAAUUGAAUUAAAAAUUUGUAACUUUUUUAUUAUUUAUUAAUCAUCAUCUUUGUUUUUAAACUUUAAUAUCUUUUCUUGUAACUGUAAGACCAUCUGAUUUUAGUGAACCAUAAAUUCUGAUAUACUUCUGUAACUUCCAUUGCCAUACUUUCAUUAAAACUGGCAAAGCAUC
Molecule: messenger RNA, 2326 nt
Organism: Stegodyphus dumicola
Lineage: Eukaryota; Metazoa; Arthropoda; Arachnida; Araneae; Eresidae
Gene: Arf6
Product: ADP-ribosylation factor 6
Molecular function (GO): GTP binding; GTPase activity
Source: RefSeq, a predicted model, not a curated record